Messenger RNA from Phascolarctos cinereus (koala), 3235 nucleotides. RefSeq names its product angiomotin like 1 (gene AMOTL1). NCBI's taxonomy places the organism in Eukaryota, Metazoa, Chordata, Mammalia, Diprotodontia, Phascolarctidae. The record is from RefSeq and is a predicted model, not a curated record. Gene Ontology annotation, cellular component: cytoplasmic vesicle; bicellular tight junction; plasma membrane. Gene Ontology annotation, biological process: actin cytoskeleton organization; regulation of cell migration; angiogenesis.
GCACUCUUUGCUCUUUUUAAACUCUGUGGCACUGAGAAUGAAGUCACUUCUCUUCUCUUAAAACCAACAGCUUUGCCCUAAGGUUUCCUGUUAUUAUUAUUUUCAACCAGCUGCUGCUUGUGGAUGGUCUUCUGAGGAGACUAGUCUGACAAGCUGCUCAUAACAGACUUCCAUUGCCAGGAUGGACCUCGGUGACAAAUGGACUUUGGAGGAAGGUCAUAGGUUGGCUCAUCCUGGAAUGCACCAUUUUGCCAGUUCAAGGGCAGACAAUGAGUUUGCGGAAUCCACAGCAGCGCAGUUCAACCCAGAUAAGUUGGGUCCCCUGCCUGUGUGUUGCAGUCCAAGUAGCCCGGCCCAGCUACUAGAAGACACUAGUUAUCUUUUCCCAGACCUUCAGUUCUUCUCUGGGAGGCGUGAAGCUUCUCCAUUGACAGUAGAGGCAGGCAGUAGCACUAGAGAAAAAGCUGUUGAGGACCCCUUUUGUAACUUCAACUCCCCAACUUUCCUGAGGAUCUCAGAGGUGGAAAUGAGAGGUUCAGAGGAUGGGGCAGCUGGCACAGUGUUACAGAGGUUGAUCCAGGAACAACUCAGGUAUGGCACCCCGACUGAGAACAUGAAUCUGCUGGCCAUUCAGCACCAGGCCACCGGGAGCGCGGGACUGUCCAACAGUACGACAAGCACCCUUUCUUCCACGGAAAACCUCACUCAAGAAGACCCACAAAUGGUCCACCAGUCAGCACGGCAGGAACCUCAGGGGCAAGAACAUCAAGUGGACAACACGGUGAUGGAGAAACAGGUCCGGUCCGCUCAGCCUCAGCAGAACAAUGAGGAGCUGCCAACUUAUGAGGAGGCCAAGGCCCAGUCGCAGUUCUUCAGGGGGCAGCAGCAGCAACAGCAGCAGGGGGCUGUCGCUCAUGGUUACUACGUGCCCAGUACAACUAGUCAGAAGUCCCGGACUGAAGGGAGGCCCACGGUGAAUCGGGCCAAUAGUGGCCAGGCUCACAAGGAUGAUGCCCUCAAGGAACUCAAGCAGGGCCACGUCCGCUCUCUCAGCGAGAGAAUCAUGCAGCUGUCACUGGAGAGGAAUGGGGCUAAGCAACACCUCCCUAGCUCAGGGAAUGGUAAAGGGUUUAAGGCCGGUGGGGGAGCACCCCCAGCGCAGCCUGCAGGCAAAGUGAUGGACCCACGAGGCCCUCCACCUGAAUAUCCCUUCAAGGCUAAGCCGAUGAUGUCCCCAGUCAGCAAGACCCAGGAGCAUGGGCUCUUUUACAAUGACCAGCACCCUGGGAUGAUCCAUGAGAUGGUCAAACCCUACCCGCCUCCUCAGCCAGCAAGAACAGAAGUUGCUGUCGUGAGGUAUCAGCCACCCCCAGAGUAUGGGGUAACAAGCCGGCCAUGCCAACUCCCCUACCCGUCGAUGCAGCAGCACAGCCCCAUGUCCUCCCAGGCCUCCUCCAUCAGUGGUCCGCUGCAUUCAGUCAUGCCUCCUCCCCUGCCAUUGGCCAUGCUGCCCCAGCAGCCUCCGCCUGCCACUCCCCCGGGUCAGCAGCUUGGCCCUGAAGCUUUUGCCAUUGUGGAGCGGGCACAGCAGAUGGUGGCAAUCCUAUCUGAGGAGAACCGGGUGCUCCGCCAGGAAAUUGAGGGGUAUUAUGACAAGGCUGACAAGCUUCAGAAGUUUGAAAUAGAAAUUCAGCGGAUUUCAGAAGCCUAUGAGAGUCUAGUCAAGUCUACCACCAAGCGAGAGUCUCUGGACAAAGCCAUGAGGAACAAACUAGAAGGAGAGAUCAGGAGACUUCACGAUUUCAACAGAGACCUACGAGACCGCCUGGAGACUGCCAACAGGCAACUAGCCAGCAGGGAAUAUGAUGGGCAUGAAGAUAAAGCAACAGAAAGUCAUUAUGCUUCCCAGAACAAAGAGUACUUGAAGGAAAAGGAGAAGCUAGAGAUGGAGUUAGCAGCAGCACGUACUGCUAGCGAGGAUCAGCGAAGGCAUAUUGAGAUCCUGGACCAGGCCCUGAACAACGCUCAAGGCAAGGUCGUCAAACUGGAAGAAGAGUUACGGAAGAAACAAGCUUAUGUGGAGAAGGUAGAGAAGUUGCAACAGGCCCUGACCCAACUGCAGGCCGCAUGUGAGAAGAGAGAGCAGAUGGAACGAAGGCUGAGGACCCGGCUGGAGAGAGAACUGGAGGCCCUGAGGAUGCAGCAGAGACAUGGAAAUGGCCAAUCAGGCAACAUGGCAGAUCACAACGCCCCAGCACUUAUGGAGCUUGUGAGGGAGAAGGAAGAGAGGAUUUUGGCCCUGGAAGCUGAUAUGACCAAGUGGGAACAGAAGUACCUGGAGGAGAGUACCAUCCGACAUUUUGCCAUGAACGCUGCUGCCACCGCAGCAGCUGAGAGGGAUGCCACAAUCAUCAACCACUCCAGGAAUGGCAGCUACAGUGAGAGUUCCCUAGAGGUCCGCAUCUGGCAGGAGGAGGAAGAAGUUGUGCAAGCCAAUAGGAGGUGCCAGGACAUGGAAUACACCAUAAAAAAUCUUCAUGCCAAGAUCAUAGAGAAAGAUGCCAUGAUUAAGGUCCUUCAACAGCGAUCUAGAAAAGACACAGGAAAGACAGAUGCCUCCAGCUUACGUCCUGCCCGCUCUGUCCCGUCCAUCGCUGCAGCCACUGGCACACACUCACGCCAGACAUCUCUUACCAGCAACCAGUUGGCUGAGGAGAAGAAGGAAGAGAGGACCUGGAAAGGGAGCAUUGGAUUGCUAUUAGGGAAAGAGCACCAUGACCGUGCUUCUACUCCCUUGCUGCCAACACCUCCUCCCCUGCCACCGCCAGCGGCUUCAUCUCUGUCCCCAGCAGCUUCCAUGGUUCUGGUCGGCAGCUCCCAUGCCAAAACGGGCAGCAAAGACAGCAGCACUCAGACCGACAAGAGCUCUGAACUCUUCUGGUCCAGCAUGGCUACUUUCCCUAGUCGUGGCAAGCUGAGCACUACCCCUUCAAACAGCCCCAUCUUGAAACACACUGGGGCCAAGGGAACUGGAGAAAAGUUAGAGACCUCACCUAGCCAGGGGAAGCCUCCUGAGAACAAAGGCCGAGUCAGCAGUUUGCUUCAUAAACCAGAGUUUCCAGAUGGAGAGAUGAUGGAAGUUCUCAUCUAGGAGCUACCCUCUCCCCCAGGGAACUUCCCAUGGAAUGAUGCCCAAGCAAAGUGUUUUAGGGCAGAGAAAGGGGGAUGGGAAAGA